UGGUCCAUUAAAUAUUUUGUUUCUUUUCUUAACACUACAAUAUGAUGCUUUCAUCCGUGGACUCUUCUCCCCCCUCCAUUGUCUAGCACGCAGGAGCAGACGAUGCGAAACAGCGCCCUCUGCGGUCACAGUUUCUGAUGGGUCACAGAUUUCGGUGUAACACCGGCGUGGCCCGGUAGAAGCCGCUAACGGCUUCACCGGGGCACCGGAAGCGGAGCUACGGCUCCUCUGACGUCCGUCCUGUUGUUAGGCAGGUUGUCAGGGGCAGCGCAUCAGCCGGUUAAGCUAGCUAGCCCGCGGCUAACACGGAAUUCAAGGGACUUCAGCUGACGAUGACACAUUUAUUCAAAAAGGAAAACGACACCAAAGUACCAGCACACUGACGCCGAGUUUCCUCGGCUGUACGGAGAAAGCAGAGGAGACGACGGUGUCGAGUUUGUCCGAAGCGCCCGGAGGUUUUCCCUGUUAGCUCACGUUAGCUAGGUCUGCUAACGUCGAGCAGCGGGCUAAUGCUACGAACCAGACGUUGACAGCAGCGUUACCUUGUCAAUAGAUACAACCGGCUCCCCCAUUUCAACAUGGAAGACACGCCAGAAGAUUUAAUGGAAGAGGUAGUGGAGGAAGAGGAGGAGGAGGUGGAUGAAGAAGAAGAACACAACAACAACGACGACGACGACUUGCCACCACCACCACCGUCCCUCAAAGCCCCCUUUCGCUCCGCCCGAAUGCAGAUCCAGAGGAGCAGCGUGUGCUCUCGGGCUUACUUCGUGGUCGUCAUGGUGUUCUUCCACAUGUACAUUCUCAACGUCAUCGGCCUGCUGCUCUACGUGCACUACAACAACGGCCCCGGCGAGCUCGUCGUCGGCGACGCGGGCCCCCCGGCGUCGGUGGAAGACGGGGGAACCCUUAUGCCCCCCCCGGACCCGGCCUCUAGGGAGCCGCCCGGGGAGGACCACGGUCAGAGCCUCAGCCUGCCGCGCAUCGAGGGGAUACGGGUGGGACACGUGCAGCAGGUGUCCCUCGUGCCGGACAGAACGCACGCGAUGAGGACGCUCAGCCUGAAGCCUCUGCUGUUCGAGAUUCCAGACUUCCUGUCGGAGGAGGAGUGCCGCAUGGUGGUGCAGCUGGCUCGCCUCAAGGGUCUGACGGAGAGUCGGACCAGCGCCGCGGCACCGGGCCCGGGCCUCGAGGAGGCCAGCCAGCCUCUGCUGUCCCUCAGCACGGAGGAGGUCUUCAGCCUGCUGGACCUGAACCAGGACGGGCUGCUGCAGAAGCAGGAGAUUGUGAGUCACUCGCACUCUCAGGACGGAACCUGGCUGAACCCAGACAACUUGAGGCAGAUCCUCUCUGGUGUGGAGGCCCGUCCAACAGGGCUGCUGACCCUGGAGGACUUUGGCCGUGUUUAUGAUCAGUCCCGGCGCCCCGGACAGCAGCGCAGCGGGAAGCUGCAGAGUGGCUUCAAACAGAGAAACAAACACACAUGGCUCCACCAAGGCCCCGGAUCCCACCAUGUGCUGCAGAGCCUCAGGAACAGACUGAUUGGUCUGACCCGUCUGCCCUCCCCAUUGGUCGAGCUGAGUGAGCCGCUGCAGGUGAUUCGUUACGAGCACGGCGACUUCAGCGACGCCCACCACGACAGCAGCGCCGCCCGCUCAGAGACCACCUGCGAGCACUCGCGCCUGGCGGGGAACGCGUCAGCUCUCACGGCGGUCUCCUGCAGGUAUCUGACCAUGUUGUUCUACCUGAGCUCUGUAGAGGAAGGGGGUGAGACCACCUUUCCUGUGGCUGACAACCGCACCUACGAGGAGCAGGCGCUGGAGCAGGAUGGAGUGGAUCUGACUGACAGCCGGGAGACGUGCGUCAGAGGGAACAUGAGGAUCAAACCCGCGGCCGGCACCGCUCUGCUCUGGUACAACCACCUCUCCGAUGGAAGAGGUUGGAUGGGGGAGCUGGACGAGUACUCGCUGCACGGCGACUGCCCCGUCUCCCGCGGCCUGAAGUGGACGGCCAACAGCUGGGUGAACGUGGACCCUGAUCACCGGCAGCAGACCCGCUACCAGAGACUCGCCGCUCAGAGGCAUCGGGCCGCCGUGGAGGAGCACUACCAACCGCUCCCUCACAGCGACCUCCACCAGGACCUCCACCAGGAACUAUAGCCAGCUCCAGCCGGACCAGACAGAGCCCAUUUAAAGAAAAAAAAACUUGAGUCCCCUUUGCAUUGACGAAUCCGACGAGGCAUCGCCGAUCUUUUUUAUGUCCAAAAUUGAAGUGAAAAAUUGCACAAAACGAUGAAUGAGUCUCGCUUCACUCCUGUUUUUAAUGUUCAGCUACUGAAUACAAAGUAAAUUCCACCACGAGUUUGUAUGGAUCACAAUGGAGAAUUGUGGUUGGCAGAACUCUUGGUUUCAGCUAAGUGAUAACUACAUAUUAAUUAUGUAGAUUUAGAUUUAAAAUCUACUGCCAUUAUCUAAUCAAUAUCUGAUGAAUAAUCAGAUAAACAUAUACAAAGCUAAAGCAGUCAUGUCUAAGAGAUACAACCUCCUUCCCCACCUUCAUUUAUGUGUACUAGUCUUUUACUUCCUUUAAAGGGUUGAAGCCUUUUGUCUACUAUCAUAUCAAAAUAUUCAUCCGUGAAUGUGUUUCUGUGAGAAACCUCUGACACUGUUCUUCUGCUUCCAGAGUUAAUGAGCUUUUUAUCAUGAAACAUUAUUUAUUGACGGUUUGAUGCGCUGUCGUCACACUGAAUGUGGGAGGCCAGUCCUUCAAUAUUCCAAAUCCUUUGUAUCCUCACAUGUCACAUAUUUAAUUAUCUCAGAGUAUUUAUUUGAGCGUUAUUUAAGUUGAAAGAAUGUGUAUUUAUUAAAGCUGGUGUCAUUCACUGCAUCUUAAUGUAUUCUCUUCUGUUUUAUGAAACAUAAAGUAAUGUAUGUUGUA
Pungitius pungitius (ninespine stickleback) is the source of this 2934-nucleotide messenger RNA. RefSeq names its product transmembrane prolyl 4-hydroxylase-like. NCBI's taxonomy places the organism in Eukaryota, Metazoa, Chordata, Actinopteri, Perciformes, Gasterosteidae. Gene Ontology annotation, biological process: peptidyl-proline hydroxylation to 4-hydroxy-L-proline. The record is from RefSeq and is a predicted model, not a curated record. Bases 579 to 2156 code for a protein of 525 amino acids. The transcript has 9 exons. Gene Ontology annotation, molecular function: L-ascorbic acid binding; procollagen-proline 4-dioxygenase activity; iron ion binding. Gene Ontology annotation, cellular component: endoplasmic reticulum.